Molecule: messenger RNA, 4147 nt
Organism: Salvelinus sp. IW2-2015
Lineage: Eukaryota; Metazoa; Chordata; Actinopteri; Salmoniformes; Salmonidae
Product: choline transporter-like protein 5-B
Biological process (GO): transmembrane transport
Molecular function (GO): transmembrane transporter activity
Source: RefSeq, a predicted model, not a curated record
CUCAGCUGCGUGGCGGAGACAGCUCAUACCAAGGGCUCGAGGUAGGCUACUGUAUUUACGUAGACUGGGCCAUUAAAACGCUAUUCACAUCCUCAUAUGAUAUCUGCAGAAUCUCCUGUCUGAGGUGCAAUGGCUAGGAAGACGGACAUUCCUCCMUCAUACUAUGGUGAGCCGCGCAAGUUUGACCCGGGCUUCAGAGGACCUAUCCAUAACAGGGGCUGCACGGAUGUGGUGUGCUGUGUCGUAUUCGUCAUCUUCAUCCUCGGCUACAUCGCUCUGGGCACCGUGGCCUGGAUCCAUGGCGACCCCAGGAAGGUGGUCUACCCUACUGACAGCCACGGACAGUUCUGUGGACAACAGGGGACCCCCAACGCCAACAAAGCCAUAUUAUUCUACUUCAACAUAUUGCAAUGUGCCAAUCCUGCCGUUCUCAUUAACCUCCAGUGCCCUACAACCCAGCUCUGUGUCUCCAAGUGCCCAGACAGAUUUGCCACAUACCUAGACAUGCAGUACAACUACAGGUACAACAACAGCUACUGGGAGUAUUACAGGCAGUUCUGCAAGCCGGGCUUCGACAAUCCUAGAAAGUCCGUUGCACAAGUCUUGAGAGAUGAGGACUGCCCUUCCAUGAUAGUGCCAAGCAGACCUUUCCUCCAGCGGUGCUUCCCAGACUUCAUCACCAGGAACGGGACGCUAACUGUCGCCAACAAGACAGUCUUCAAAGACGGCUUAGGUAAAACAAGGAGCGUGAUCGAUCUCCGAGACGCUGCCAACCGAGUUACCGCCAUGCAGCAAGGAGUGGAAAGUGGCAUUACCAGUCUGCUAGACGCCAAGGAGGUUGGCAUGAAGAUCUUUGAGGACUAUGCCAACUCCUGGUACUGGAUCUUAAUAGGUCUGGUGAUCACCAUGGUGGUCAGCCUGGCCUUUAUCCUGCUGCUGCGGUUCACAGCCGGAGUGCUCCUGUGGCUCAUCAUCUUCGGAGUCAUUGCUGUGGUGGGCUACGGGAUCUGGCACUGCUACUGGGAGUUCAGUACACUGAGAGGGAAGCCACACAGUGAUGGUGAUGUUACCAUCUCUGACAUCGGCUUUCAGACGGACUUCAGAGUUUACCUGCAGCUCAGUCAGACCUGGCUCAUCUUCAUGAUCUCCCUAUCGGUCAUUGAGGCGGUCAUCAUAGUAAUCCUGAUAUUCCUGAGGAGGAGAGUACGCAUCGCCAUCGCUCUGCUGAAGGAGGGGAGCAGGGCCAUUGGCUACAUCAUGUCCACUCUCUURUACCCGAUCAUCACUUUUGUGCUGCUGGCCAUCUGCAUAGCGUACUGGGCGGUCACUGCUGUCUUCUUGGCGUCUUCUGGCGARGCUGUCUACAAGGUCAUGUCGACGCAGGACAAAUGCGUGUAUGCCAACCUCACCUGUGAUCCAGAGACCUUCAGUCAGACCAACGUGACCAAGGUGUGCCCUGGCUCCCAGUGCACCUUUGCCUUCUACGGCGGCGAGAGCCUCUACCACCGCUACAUCUUUGUGCUGCAGCUGUGUAACCUGCUGGUGUUCCUGUGGCUGGUCAACUUCACCAUCGCCCUGGGACAAUGCACCCUGGCCGGGGCCUUCGCCUCCUACUACUGGGCCCUGAGGAAGCCCCAGGAUAUACCAUCCUGUCCACUGUUCUCCUCCUUCAGUAGYGCUGUAAGGUACCACACAGGCUCUCUGGCGUUUGGCUCCCUGAUCCUGGCUGUAGUGCAGAUGUUCCGCAUUGUUCUGGAGUACCUGGAUCACAAACUCAAAGGUGCGCACAAUGCUUUUGCCCGCUUCCUGAUUUGCUGUCUCAAAUGCUGCUUCUGGUGCCUGGAGCAUUUCAUCAAGUUCAUGAACAGGAACGCCUACAUCAUGAUUGCGAUAUAUGGGAAGAACUUCUGCACCUCGGCUAAGGAUGCUUUCUUCCUCCUGAUGAGGAACGUAGUGAGGGUGGCAGUGCUGGACAAGGUGACAGACUUUCUGCUCUUCUUGGGAAAAGUGCUUAUUUCAGGGAGUGUUGGUGUUUUAGCGUUCUUCUUCUUCACCCGUAAGAUACCAGUUAUUCAAGAAGAAGUGCCAUCACUAAAUUACUACUGGGUCCCCCUGCUGACGGUYAUWUUUGGAUCCUACCUGAUCGCCCAUGGCUUCUUCAACGUCUACGCUAUGUGUGUGGACACCUUAUUCCUUUGUUUCUGUGAAGACCUGGAGAGGAAUGACGGCUCGCCCCUCAAGCCCUUUUACAUGUCCCCUCAAUUGCACCGAAUCCUCCGCAGGGAGCYGGGCUCCAAACUCUAUGCUGCCUCCUGAUAGGCCACCACACUGAACAUCUGCCUAGUGAUAGGCCAGAACACUGACUCACUGAAGGACUGGCCCAUUCACCGUCUGUGUGGGAGUGUUUGUGGUCUGGAGCAUACUAGAGCAGAGCCUAAUGGACUCCAGACUGGCCAGGACUGACCAGAAAGGCCUUGGCAGGACAUGGCAGGACCCAAGAGGGUGGUGUAUGUGGGUGGGGGUUAUGUCUAUUCAACUUCCUCCCUCUCGCUGCCACCGCCGUUGAUACUUCUGAUACUUGCCUUUUUUCUCUGUCAUGCUUCUGUCCCUUUCUUUCUCUGCCGUGCCGACACUGCUGAUCUCUGCCUUACUUAGAGAGCGCUGCAGCAGCACAGUGGACGUGUGCGUGCGUGUGUGUGUGCGUGCGUGUGUGUGUGUGUGUGUGUGUGAGAGAGAGAGACAAGGGUGAAAUUGCCAUUAGCCCAACACAUAGCAAGAGGCACACAUACUGCAAAAUGAGAUCUCUGUAUUUCGGAUGCAAUUGAUGUACUUUUUCAGAUGGUCAAAACAUUAUGGAGUUGUGGGGUGACACAGUACAAGGGCACCCCCUUCUGACACUACUGUGUUUGUGCAACGGUUAUAUGUACUGUAAUGUAAGGUCAUGUUUAAGGUGAAGUUGCCCUUAGACGCUGAUCUUGGGUUGGCCUGUAUAGCAUUUUCCUCACCAGUGGUUAAGGUUAGGAUUGGGGGAGGAUUACCCAACCCCAGAGCUGUUUUAGGCACUCAAGUGUGGAAAAUAACCUUGAGGUGGCUUUUCUGUCAAGCAUGAURGUUUUUUUGGCUGUUUAUGCUUAACAUUAGUUGAAGAGGCACUUUUGGUCCACCAUAUUUAUAGACACUGWUACAGAUACUUCUACAGAGUCCUGGGCACAAGAACACUGCUCCAAACGUAAUGUGUAACGCUACAUAGAUAAACUCGAACGCACCCAUGAGUCUACAGGGUCACAGACACUCGUAGGACUGUUUGGUUUAACAAUCAUUGGUAUACUGUAAGUGACAGAUAUGAUGUUUGGCUGACGAAGGUUGAAGACUUUUUGUACACACGGAUSCUGAUGCUAAGAAUGAGAUUUUAAUAGACCCUGACACGUUUCAGGAAUUCCCGAAUGCAGUUGCUAGUAAACGUGCCUAAUUCUACACGGGAGAAAUGUUCCUCUUAUUGUUUUGUGGUUUUACAUUCUAGCGCCGAGAACCGUUUCUAAAAGAAAUACCGUUUCUAAAAGGAUGUUAAAGCCAUUUUUAGUCAUUUUAUAUGGAAUAGUAGUGCUGUUUUUAAUACUAGGUACUGUAACUCGCAUCUGUAUGGAGGAUUUUUAAUGUUUUUGUACAGCGGAACUCUUUUGUAUCAAUGACUCCAUUUUUUUUGGGGGGGGGGGGGUUGUUUUUGUGAAUGGUUCAUUUAUAGCACAACUCUUGGGUAAUUGAUAUCUUGAUUGGUAUUAAACAGAGGGUUUAUGAAAUGUUUACAUUGACACUGGGUUUGUGGUAUUGCACAGGAUUUGGGGAAGACCUGUUGUCAAACAAUGGGUUUGAGGUAAUAAAAGAUGGUUUGGUUGGGAUCAAGUGGAUUUUAUGAAACCAUGCUUUGAGAGUAAGUAUCUGAAAAAUGAGUUUGGUAUCUCAAAUAGAUUUGGAGGAAUAUGACUGUGUUAGAGAAUGUUUAAUGGUAGGUUAAGGGGUAUGUAACAUAGUGUCUGUGGUAUGUGACUGGCUGUGUGUUCCUGUCCUUAGUGGUGGAUCUGGAGGUGAACAGCGGCUCUGCUGCCAGACCCUUCUACAUGAGCAGCACCCUGAGACAAAUUCUCGACAA